Messenger RNA from Cutaneotrichosporon oleaginosum, 1695 nucleotides. RefSeq lists its product as uncharacterized. NCBI's taxonomy places the organism in Eukaryota, Fungi, Basidiomycota, Tremellomycetes, Trichosporonales, Trichosporonaceae. The record is from RefSeq and is a predicted model, not a curated record.
AUGACAGGCAGCGACUCGAGCCGCGCAGGCUCCGCCGCCCCCGACGACGACCCCUCGAAAAAGACGAGUGCAACGCAGAUUCGCAAGGCUCAGAAUCGCAUCGCACAGCGAGAGUUUCGUUUGAGGAAACAGCAAUACAUCCGCGAUCUCGAGGCCCGCGUCGAGAUUCUCUCUGGCGACAAGGAUGAACGCAUCGAACUCAUGCUACUACUCGUGCGCAAUCUCCUGCAUGAGAACAAGGAGUUGCGCAACAUGAUCAAGAACAUGUCCCAGUUCUUUGGUGAAGGCAAGUUGCCUUUGUCUUUGUUUGCUGCCAAGCUAGCUUGGCACCCCAUCAACUCGAUGCUGACGGCUGCAGGCCUCGGCUCAUGUCUCCCGCGCCUCGGCCUCACGCCGCAGAUGCUCGACGCCAUCCUGAACCGCGCCGACACGGAUACAGCCUACGAGGCCUUCGUCCAACUCAAGGCGAGCAAGGAGCAAGGCGGGAAGAACGACCCAACACCCUUCUUGUCUAAGAAGGCUGCGCGCGGGCCGAUGCCCCACUUCCCGCCCACCCCAGCGAACGCGCCUAAACGCAAGCGACGAGGGAAGAAGGACGAGGACGACGAUGACGACGACGAUUUCAUGUUCGACUUUACUGGCCAGGCCGAGGCGGCCAAGAAGGCGCGCGGUGAGACAUCCGCCGCUGGUGCGAGCGGCAGCGGCGCAGCCAUGUCGCCACUGAACGGGCUGAGCGAGUUUUUCUCCAAGGGCGGCGAGUGGGACUUUCUCUUCCCCGAUCCCGCCAACUUGGGCGUCCCCGGACCUGGGCCAUCCACAAUGGCGACAAGCACCAACGAGGUGGUCGACACAGGCGGCUUUCCAGUUCGGAUGGGCGGGGGCGGACCGCCUCUAGGCGCGGGAUUGCAGCGCGGCGCGACGAGUGGCAUCCGCACCGUGUCUUCCGGCACGUCGCCUGCCGUCGGCGUGGUGCCCCCGCCACCUAGCAACUCCGGCACUGGUCUCGGCCCCGGAAGCACGCCGAGCUCGCUGCACGAGAGUGCGCACAGCCCCAACGCCGAAGCCGAGCAUCAGCGCAGUCUCCGCGCCGCCGUCGCGCACAUCACCAACUCAGUGCCGGACACCGUAUCGAGCCCGCGCAUCGUCACCAACCCGAACAACAUGACGCAAGCGCAGGUCGAAGAGCGCCGGCGUUUGCAGGAGCAGUUGCGCAAGAGCAUGGAGGGCGAGGAGGCGACCGAGCGCAAAACCGAGGCUCUCCAACUGAUCACGUACCACCUCAACAACUUCCGCAUCAACCACGAGUACAAGCUGCCGCCGUCGCUCAUGCCGACUACCGUGCAGCGCACUAUGCCGCACGAGCACGCGAUCGACGGCAUACUGUUCCCCAGCAUCCGCGACCGCAUGAUCCUGCUGCGCGGCAAGUACGAUCUCGUCGAGGCGUUCCAUGGCUACAUCACCGAGUUUACGCUGCAUGGCGAUGACGCGCUGGACCACCGCAACUGGGAGGCGUCGGAGCGGUGGCUGCGCGAGUUUGGUGAACUUGCCGACGAAGAGGUUUUCGCCGUGACGAACAGGUGGCGCGCGCAGCGCGGCCUCCCGCCAGUCCACCCAGCCUCGUCUGGUGGCGAGGCUGGGACAGGUGGGCUGGGCACUGGCGCGGGCCUGGCCGCCGAGUUCCUUGCAAAUCAGUAG